Messenger RNA from Dinoponera quadriceps, 4638 nucleotides. RefSeq lists its product as uncharacterized. Lineage: Eukaryota; Metazoa; Arthropoda; Insecta; Hymenoptera; Formicidae. The transcript has 7 exons. Gene Ontology annotation, molecular function: phosphatase binding. The record is from RefSeq and is a predicted model, not a curated record. The coding region runs from base 490 to 1773 and encodes 427 amino acids. Gene Ontology annotation, biological process: negative regulation of phosphatase activity.
UGUUUCAUAUAUGCGUAGCAACGCUUUUUCGCACAGUUUAUUGAUUGGUCGAUUGAUUCACAGGUAAUACCGCAGGAAUGUGAAACACAUUCGUCAGAUUACAUGUAAAUGGAACGUCAAUCAAUAAUUACCGAUGAUUUUAAGUUAGAGACGAUAAAAAGUCCACAAUCGUUCUACGCGUCUCGAGGAAGGCCACGUUGAGGAGCGUUAAGAUAUCGAGACGGUUUCACGAAAAUCGCCUGAUAAGACCGGAUUAUACCACCGACAAGCAAAUUGCAUCGCGUUCGAACUAUAUGAAGAUCAAUAAUUUGACUGUGCUAUACCUUCACUAUGUACCAGAUCAGCAGGAGAACAUGUCAGUUACUAGAAACUGAUAACCUGGAAAUCCUAUUAUGAAAUCGUAAAGAGGGAAAGAGACAGAGAUAUAAAGAAAGAGAGAGAGAGAGAGAGAGAGAGUUGUAGGAUAUCUCACAUACAUGAUAUCCGAAUAUGACUGAAAGGUUUUUUACAUGGGAUGAGAUCACAGAAGGAUUAAUCCUAUUGAGCGUGACGAAGACGGAAGAUGAGCAGGCCAAAAGACGAAAGAAACAAACCGUCGCUGUCGAAACACCGGCGGUUUACUGUCCGCACGCGUACUUGAUCCUGAAUUUCAAGGAAACGUUGAACGACAAAGAAAAGAUCAAAUUCCGGAGGUGUUAUCUGAGGAAGGUACCGCCGACCGAAGUGGACGUGAUUAUCCUUCAAGACAUAAAGGACGUCGUGCUGGCUCUGCUAAUUUCGCCCGUCAGCGUUCAGUUCAUCAACUUCCUGCACUUGCCGAUCGUCGACCGCUUCCUGCGGGCGCUGAUAAUCUACUUCCAGCAUUACGUGGACAUAUACGAGGAUCUCGUGCAGGAGCGAGCGGCCACCAUGAAGAAGGCGCCGAAUCCGUUGGCGCGCGGCCACCGGACCCGCUACGCCGAGCAGAUGCGAGCCCUCCGCUGCGUGCUGGGUAGAGAGUACAUGGACCUGAUAUUGGGUUGUCAGGAUGGGCCGCAGUACCAUCACAUGAUGACCAGGAAGAAGCGGGCGAUCACGCAGUCGCAGGGCGAGAAAGACUUGAGGAUCUUCGAGGCGCUUAUAAGCGUGGCUCAUCGCGUCGUGUGGAUAGCGUUACACCGCAAACACCACACCUUGAUCGAGGUGGAACUGCACAGGCUAUUUCGCACCGAUGCGUACAACACCGCGUACAGGCAAAGUGGCGGUGAAGUCGUCCGGGAUAUGCUGGAGAACGACAUUCGGGUGCUGCAGGGGCCCAAGGUGACGCUGAAGAGGAAGUUGCUGAGGAACAGCCCGCUGUCGCACGAAACGAUACACACGGACUGCGGCUACCACCUCCUGUCGUUAGGAGUGGUGGACAUCGCCGUGGAGGAUCCGAAGAUCGUUUAUCUGAGGAACGCUCUCCUGGCCGACGAGGAGGCGUUACCCGGGCUGGGCGUCAAAGUGGGCAUACUGGGUCACGAUCGUUCGGAUUACGACAUAAUGCUGAUGCCGAUCGAGGAGCAGGUGGACUUGACGGAGGCUGAUUUGCUCGACAAAAGAGCGGCGAAAAUACAGGAGCCGGACCAAAUCUUGGAAUACGAGACGCUGGAAGAGUUUCCGGUAAAAGAGGUUGAAAUGCUAAACGAGAAAUACGACAAGAUCCGUAAGGCAGCGCGGAGAAAGUGGAUUCUCCGGGAGUUAAAGCGACACAAACGCAAACCAAACGACACUUAUUCUCUGCAAACGAUCUAGACUGAAGGUUUUGGAUAAAAAUGACAAUUUGUAUACAAUUGUACACGCGCGUUCGCAGACUCGAAGAUGCGAGAACACACUUAUGAAUAUACACUUACGAAUAUGCAUCUUUCGUUUCGAUUAUCUUCCAAGGAUAACACAUGUCGAAAAUAAACGUUUUAAUUUAUACGUACAUGUCAAAAAAGAAAAAAAAAAAGACACUUCGCCGGUCGGGUGACAAUAUAAAACCGAUACUGACGAGGAUAAGUGACGAGGAUGGGUGAACUGUAUGUGCGCGUGGUGGAGGAAUACUGUAACACAAUGUAAAAAAUAUGCUUAUUAUAAUUGGUAAUGCCUAAUCAAGAGUAAUAAUGCUGAUAUUUUACAAGGAGAUACACGUAUAGGUACAUUUCAAGCAAUGCGCUUAUGUUAUGAUUAAAUUCGGCAUUGUCCUGUCCAUAAAUAAUUCAUUAUUGUUGUACCUACUUUUACUACCAUUAUACAUAGUAACAAUGUAUACGACACUAAUUUAAUCCCCAAUAUGGGUCGAUCUGUAAAUUAUUCUGUUUUCGCGUUUCAUUUACAUGUGAUCGAUUUUUUUUCCGUUACUUAACGUCUCGCCUAUGUAUUCCGUUCACAUUCAGCUAAACAUUCAUUACUUGAAGCGCGCUCCCUUACGAACCGUCUCCCUCGAACAAGUGACACGCAUCACGUCGCAACGAGAAAAAGAAAAAGAAAACUGAAGAAACAUUCCCCCCUCCCCCCCCCCUCUUUCGUGUGUUUGGCACAGUAAUUUUGACAAUAAAAACUAGAUUUCAUGAUCACAUCAUCACCCAUCCGCUCUUGCAUCCGUGUGUAACGCGAGUAUUCUGUAAAUUGUAUUAUUUCAUCGAUGAUCUAAUCACACACAUAAUGCACGACAUUCGGAGUUUUCCGUUACGCUUUGUUACGAUAUGUAUUAAAAUUAUGAUAAUUAUUUCAUCAUCGUCGACGCCACAUACCGCGUAACCUUGGCGUUUUCAUACCUCCACGUCAUUCUUCACAUGCGGAGUCACAAGGACAUAUUGUAUGCACCUGUGAGUAGUUUUAAAGUCAAAUGGCAGUAAGUAAUUCAGCCAUCUUCAGCAACGGCGCCGAUCUAGUUUUACUUUAAAAAUCCUGUGCCUUUACACCGUGUAACAAAAAUCCCCGUUUCUCAGAUAAUCAUUAGAAAAGUAUUGUUUCGCGCGGUGUACGCGAUAACCCAGCAAACACCAAGUAACAGUAGCAUCGCAUCAAAUGUUAUAAUAUCCAAGUCAACAAACAGAAAUGCAAUGUAACAUGCUGUACAUAACAGUUACAUCGUUGAGUGGCAAAUUAUAACACCGAUGUAAUGUCACUUGAUGUUUGCUGAGAACGGUACCCUCCCUUAUCCAGCCGUUGUAUGCAGCGUGUCAUCUUCUCGCUAAGGACGCAAAGCUUCACGUUAUUGCGCACUCAGUAACAAUGUUGAAAAAUAAAAAUUCGUUCGGCACUUCUUUUUUCGUUAAUUUUCACCCUCACUUAAAUAUUAUAGCUACUUGUCGCUGAACAUUUGCCUACAUGAAUAUAAUACAGAAUGGACAAAACUGACAAUAUCGAUCAUUAUGCACGUAUCAUUAAUAAUAUAAUAUGUGAUUAUUUUUUUAGCUGUGUUAUUGCAGCAAUCAGACGAUAAAAAUUAAUUAUUUCUACAUACACAUACGCAUGUAUGUAUGUAAUGUAUGUAUGUAUGUAUGUAUUUAUGUAUCGUAGACAUAUCUAUAUGUCUUUCUUAUAAAUUCAGUCACGUGUUUGUAUAAAUAUAUUCUAUGCACAAGGUUCUUCCUCUUUCUGCAAUGACAAUCAAAUUGUGGAAAAAUGUGUUUUAUUCGAAUGUUUCAUUUUUCUUUUUGUUUAACAAAUGAUAUUGCGUAAGAUAUUCCUCAUUGAAUCAUCCGUUUCUUUUCGCGAAACGUAAAUGUUACCCGCUGCGAACGUAAUCUUGCGAAUGAAUAAUGGACUACGGUAAUUUCGUCUAACGAUGAGAAAGGUACUUCGAAAUGAUAUGGACAAUCAAAUCAUCUUUCGCGAAUGUUACGUCGUUCAAAGCCCUAGUUAUUCCGCACUUUUAAUCGGUAGCUAAAUAAUAUUCAUAAGUCAGAAUUUCUAUUUUACAACUGUUAUAAUAGAAUUGAGAUAACAGAUAAAAUCAUUACAAAUCAGUCAUACAAAAUACUCUUGUACCUAUUAUUCGAGUAAUCGAGCAAUUAGCUAGACAUUAUGUGUGUGUAUGUGUGUGUAGUUCAAUAAAUAUGGGAGCUAUAUUAGUAAAGUAAUUUAGAUAAUUCUUGUUCUUCUUCGUUUUUAGUAAAAACAAGUCGUAUAUAAAAAUUCCAAAUACGUUUUCCGCGUAUUUUUACCUCGUGUGUGUGUGUGUGUGUGUGUAUGUGUGUGUGUGUAUAUUGGAACCUAGCCCGAACCACUUGUGUAACAUUGUUCGUUCCCUCCACUCCUCUCCGUAGUACAUCCCGUAUCCUUAAAAAUCAUCACAUGUAUUAUUAAGACUACGACAAUUUUUCUAAACGAAUUUCUCGAGUGCAAGUCAAAAAAUGUUCGUAAAUAAGCUACAAAUGUAUUGCAGGUGUGUUAUGACGAUGACAGAAAAAUGUCCAUGGUUAUUUGUCAAAAAGGAUGGAAUUUUCGGUUUUUUACGUCGCUACUCGCCUCACAUAAAUCUAUCCGCGGUACUGUACCCCGAUGUACUGUUUUACAUUAAAUUCAUAAGAAUUUUCGCUACUGCUUCAUUUUUUUUCUUUUUCCUUUUUACUUUCUGUAUGUCGAUCCCUGCCAUUAUCUCGGUUUUGCGAGGCUACAUAUAAUGACAGU